Messenger RNA from Austrofundulus limnaeus, 4658 nucleotides. It is a transcript of the gene oxsr1b, whose product is annotated as oxidative stress responsive kinase 1b. Gene Ontology annotation, molecular function: protein serine/threonine kinase activity; ATP binding. Gene Ontology annotation, cellular component: cytosol; cytoplasm. Lineage: Eukaryota; Metazoa; Chordata; Actinopteri; Cyprinodontiformes; Rivulidae. The record is from RefSeq and is a predicted model, not a curated record. Gene Ontology annotation, biological process: intracellular signal transduction; peptidyl-threonine phosphorylation; negative regulation of potassium ion transmembrane transporter activity.
AUAUUAGUUACUCACGCGUCCAGCCAAUCACAACGUGAUACGUCAUCAUUAAGCGCAGGUCCCCACCUCCAAGCCGUUCAGGCCAAGCCGAUCUGGAAGCUCCGCCGCUUCAAAGGUCCACAUUUGCUCGGGAGGAAUGCGGUAGGCGGGGCCGCUGAGGCUGGUGUCAAACUUUGGGAAUGACAGGAGUGCUGCAGGAUCCGCAAAGAAGGGGAAGUGUCGCCCUCGCCGGCUGUGUUUGGAUUACUUUGACUUGUUCUCCGGAUUCACCGCCUCGCCGCAGAUAGUUCCAAACCUCAGCGGACUCUUCAGCCAACAUCGUCACCGUCAUGUCGGAGGACCUGAGCUCCCAACCCUGGUCCAUCAAUAGGGAUGAUUAUGUGCUACAUGAGGUGAUUGGAAGUGGGGCGACUGCAGUGGUCCAAGAAGCUUACUGUGUACCACGCAAGGAGAAGGUGGCCAUCAAACGCAUCAACCUGGAGAAAUGCCAGACAAGUAUGGAUGAACUCCUGAAAGAAAUUCAGGCCAUGAGCCAGUGCCACCACCCCAAUAUCGUGUCUUACUACACAUCCUUUGUCGUAAAGGAUGAGCUGUGGCUGGUUAUGAAGCUGCUCAGYGGUGGCUCGGUGCUGGACGUGAUCAAGCAUAUCAUCUCACGAGGUGAACACAAGACGGGCGUCCUGGACGAGGCCAGCAUAGCCACCGURUUGAAAGACGUGCUCGAGGGCUUGGAGUACCUGCACAAGAACGGACAGAUCCACAGAGACCUUAAGGCUGGAAACAUUCUCCUUGGAGAUGAUGGUUCAGUGCAGAUUGCAGACUUUGGCGUCAGCGCCUUUCUAGCCACAGGUGGUGACAUGACCCGAAACAAAGUGCGCAAGACGUUUGUGGGGACGCCAUGCUGGAUGGCCCCAGAGGUCAUGGAGCAGGUGAGGGGUUACGAUUUCAAAGCUGAUAUUUGGAGUUUUGGAAUCACAGCAAUUGAGCUCGCCACUGGAGCCGCACCUUAUCACAAAUACCCACCAAUGAAGGUCUUGAUGCUUACGCUGCAGAAUGAUCCACCAACCCUUGAGACCGGCAUCACAGACAAGGAGAUGGUGAAGAAAUAUGGCAAAUCUUUCCGGAAGAUGGUCUCUUUGUGUUUACAGAAGGAUCCAGAGAAAAGGCCAACCUCGUCAGAGUUGUUGAAGCAUAAAUUCUUUCAAAAAGCAAAGACUCACGAGUACUUACUGGAGAAGUUAAUACACAAGACGCCCACAAUAACAGAGAGAUCGAAAAAGGUACGUCGGGUGCCAGGCUCCAGCGGGCGUUUGCAUAAAACAGAGGACGGUGAAUGGGAGUGGAGCGAUGAUGAACUUGAUGAAGAAAGUGAAGAAGGCAAAGCAGCCGUCGCAGGUUUAAGAUCACCCAGAGUGAAAGAAGGAGCGCCGAAUUCAGAGAUGUUCCCGAUUCCUGAGCCUUUAAGUAGUCACCUCCAGCCUCCGGCCACAGGUCAGCUGGAGCUACCUCAGGCUGCAGGUCAACCUCCGCUGCAGCCCACGCAGGUCAACCCCCAACCAACGGCCCUGGCUGAGCCCCCCCCGCUCAGUGUGCCCACUCAGAUCCCAUCAGCUUCAGGCGACGUUCAGUCUCCAAUUAGUUUGGUAUUAAGGUUAAGAAAUUCAAAGAAGGAACUAAAUGACAUCCGCUUUGAAUUUAUGCCAGGAAGGGACACAGCAGAUGGCGUGUCCCAGGAGCUGGUGUCAGCAGGUCUGGUGGACGGGAAAGACCUCGUAAUAGUUGCUGCAAAUUUGCAGAAAAUAGUUGAUGAGCCUCAACCCAGUAAAAAUGUCACUUUCAGACUGGCCUCUGGAAUCGAGGGAUCUGAAAUUCCAGAUGAUGUCAAGUUGAUGGGCUUCGCUCAGCUCACCAUUUGUUAAAAAUAAUCAUCCCACUUGGGACCGUGACUUGCCUAAAAAAAUGUGAAAAUAAUAAUAAAAAAAUAGUUUAAUGCUUUUUCCCCCCCCAUGGCUGUAAAGAAACCACUACUGCCAAAGAAAAUAGUACCAUUUUUGCUACCCAUAGGAUUAUCUGAGACCGCCUUGUUGGAUCUGAAGCGUCAGAACGUACGGUGGGGAAAUAAAAGUUUACAGUGUAAAUGUAGAACGAUGUGAGCGUUUACAAAAAAAACAAACUGCUUUCAUUUCACCAGUCUGAUUUCCCCUCGUUCUCUUUAACAUGUGAUGCAUUUGCACAAUCUGAACUAACGCCCUUGAAUCCUGAUUCUAAACAGUAACAAUGCCUUAUUUUCAUAAGAACUACUGAAUGCACGUUUUUCAGGAUGUCUGCUGUUACCGUGUUGUCUGAGAUGCACAAAUGUGGCUUCAGGUGCUAAUGCCAAAUUAUUUACUUUAUAUUAUAGAGGUUUUUUUUUAACUUGACCGAAUGAAAAUCAAACGUAUUACUUUUUUCCUCUUUCUUUCUCCAGAAGAAUGUGAUCAUUAUAUGUCUUUACAAAGUGAGGUUGGUUAUAUUUAUCUUUUUGRGACCUUCAGUUUUAAAAAUCUCCACUAUCUAGAUAAUCUAGAUAUUUUCAGUGUCAAAUUUGAAGGCUACAGUUUUACUCWAAUUCAAGUCACAGUUUUUCAAGGUAAUAAAAUUUCUUAGAAAUAAAAUAAAGGCAAAAUACAGACAAAUGUUAAGUUUGGCUACAAUAAUUUAAAAGUGUUUUCUCUCCAAAAAAAAAAAGCAGCAGCUGGAAACCCAAACAUUUUCUGACUGGUUUUAUUGGGUUUAAGGAAUUCUUAGAGAAAAAGAGUUAAAGGUAUAGUGCAGAUAUUUUUCUUUUAAGUAGGGUUCUGUGAAAAGGUGAUGAACAAUCAAUAUCUUACCUGUUCUGGAUAGAUUUUUGAAUGGCUAACCUGAGCAUGAUCAAGACCAGAAUGGAUUUUUGUAGUUUUAACCAACUCCAUCGUUUUCACAGUUAAUUGUUAUUUUGGCAAAGUUAGAUGAUAUUCCAGCUUGGAAAGCUGCGCUACAGCUAGCUUGCCACAGAAUUCUAUGUAAAUAAGUGUCAUUCGAAGUCGAUGACGUAAAGAUUUAUAAUAUAUCUGCAUGAACCACUGAAGUUUYUGAGAUUGGAGCUGUUUAAAGACUGCGGAUAAUCCCCUUUUUGUCUCUGCUUCACUCAGAUUAGCUGUUAGCUUACUUGUCUGUUGAGGAUUAAACUCUAGGUGGUGUCUGACUGAGCUGCGACUAGAUUAGGAAAGCAAAAUUGUGAGAAAACGGACAAUUUUUUUAAAUUGCAGUUUUGCUGAAUUCUGAAUAUUUGCGACCAGCAAGCUGCGCCGACACAUUCAGAAAACUACAGCUGUUUUUGCGUGCACGAAUUGUAAAACUACUCUCGUCUGGGCUCAUCAUUUUAUUGCCCACGUUAUUCUCAUCUGAGUUCGGUUCGUACCCUCCUCAGCAGACGACCCUACAUUUAGACUGAAGKUUUUAAAUCAUUAUAAAUCGUGUUUUUGUUUUUACCUGGAUCUGUUCGAGCCUCCUGUGCAGGUUUCAAAAUAAAACGAGACGAGUUGGAGAUGCCCGCAAUGACUCUUAGGAAAAUUUGUGGUUCCAAUGUUGAAAAACCUCAACCAAUAAGAUUGCAUGACUUGAGACAUUUUGGAGACUUCAUGUCGCAGCUCUGUAUAAUUCUGACCUAAUUGUUCAAAUAAAGGUUGCUCAGUUAUCCAUCAACAGGUAAGAUGCUAUUGUUUUCCACAGACCCCAUUUCAAGAGAUCUAAAACCACUUUAAUUUGUUUACCUUCGAAGGAUUAUUUUAAUUCRAUUUAAUGUAGAYGUUUUGGUGCUGAGUUUCACACUUYGCCUUUAUUCUGUCUCAUGACAGGCAGACAAACUUUGAUUCUCGUUCCAAUAAUCUGCAUUUUUUCCUUAUUUGAUUUUUGCCCUUGAAAGGUUGAAAUAUUUAUUUUACUUUGAAGCCACAGUUUCUCACAUUCCCCAGUUUACUACCAAAUUUGUCUCCACUCCUUUUGAAAUGCGAGUGAAGGUCCUAAAUGUGUUUUUUUAAAUUAUUUUAACCAACAAUCUCAGCUCAACACAUCAAUUCUUUACACAAAUUUAAAACUCAGCCAUGAUUGUAAACCGUUUCACUGAUGGCAAAAGAAGUUGAAAUUUUGUGUGUGUGUGUGUGUGUGUGUGGAAACGAGGCCAUUUUUUGAGCACAGAUCCUACAUAUCCUUUCAUCCACGCUCUGGAUGACUUUGUGCAUUAUCCUGCGUUAACGACACGAUCUGAGGAAGGAUCGGAGUGCGGCGGCAGAUUUCUGUAAAGGUCUGCUUUCUGAGAAGAUCUGAGACGCCCACUAGAGGUUUUGUGAUUUAAAUUGGCAACAUGAUGGUGCCGUCACUCCUGCAGAUGUCUUUGAGUGGAAAAGAAAAGUGUAGUUUUUGCUUGGAGGAAAAGAAAUGUUGAGGAUGCUUUAAAUUUUUGUCUAUGAAGAUGUAAAAAUUUACUCUAGCCUUAAACAGAGUGGGGGUUUUUCCUGCUUUUUUGUUUUGUUUUGUUUUUUUUUUUGGCUGGAUUAAGGGGAGAUUUUUAUUUAGACGUCAUCAAAAUGUACUUCUUCACAUGAAAACUGAAAUAAAGAUACAGUUCUCCUGAAAGAGAA